UAAAGUCCAGUGGAUGGCGGUAGCACAGCUGAAGCUUUCUAUCUUUGACUAGUCUUGUGCGAAAACCUGCACUUUCAGUUCACAUCAUUAUGACAGCCACCAUAAAUACAAGCAAACUGGGGCAGAUUCGGGGGAAAUUGGGGGAUGGGGUCACGCAGUACCUGGGAAUCAAAUAUGCAACUCUGGAGAGUCGAUUUGCGGAUGCACAAUUGAUUGAGGAACGGCAAGGAGAUCUACUCGAUGCAUCCACAGAUGGACCCACGGCAUUAUCGCUCCCCAUCGGAUGCGAUAUCGAGUUAGGCCAUGUGCAACACUCUCUACCAAAGAAGGAACUUCCACAAUCCGAUCUCGAUUGUCUCAAUCUCAAUAUUGCAGUUCCAUCGGAUGCAACCUCAUCGUCGAACCUACCCGUUUUAUUCUUUAUCCAUGGCGGUGGUCUGUUCAUUGGUGCUAAUUCCUGGCCACAAUACGAUCUAACUCGACUGGCGAAGUUAUCCAUUGAGAAAGGACUACCGGUGGUUAUUGUAGCUAUUAAUUAUCGUCUGGGAGCGCCAGGGUUCCUCACAUCCAAGGAACUGCGCGAUGCGGGAUACAAAUCCAAUAACGGUCUACGAGACCAACGAGUGGCAUUGGAGUGGGUACAUCAGCACAUUCGCGAUUUUGGUGGAGACCCAGAGAAUAUUACGACAGGAGGAAUGAGUGCGGGAGCCGCAUCUGUGACGUAUCAUCUACACUCGAAAACUCCAUUGUUCAAGCGUGCAAUCGUUAUGAGCGGGUCGUCGCUUCUCAUCCAGGCCCUUCCAUACGAGAUACAUGAAGAAAAUUAUCAAAAGGCAAUGGCAGCGUUGGGACUGGCAGAUGUUUCAGCUGAAGAUCGGGUCAAAGCUUUGUUGGAGAUGCCUGGGCAAGACUUAGUCACCAAGCUCCCUCCAUCCGUGAGAUAUGUCCCGGCUCUCGACAGUGAUCUUGUCGCUCCCGGUGUGACAUACUCGGAAGUCGGAAACCUGGCAUCGAAAGUGCUUCCCGGGAAGGACUGGUGUAAGGACUUGUUGAUUGGAGAUGCUGAAGUUGACGCAAGCAUCUUUGAAUACUUGUCGCCGCAAAUGAGAAAUAACUGUGCAAAGCGAUUCAUUGCCGCGCUGAAUGAAAAUGUCGGAUCACAUCCGGAGAUUGCCCAGCGUAUCCUCGACGCUUACCAAGUUUCCGAAGGUACUCUUGAUAACGAGGCGAUACUGUCUAUCCUAAAGUUCUUCACGGAUAUUUUAUUCCAUUCAUCAACAAUUAACUUUGCCCGUGGCUGGAACGGAAAUGCCCAUGUUUACUAUUUCAAUGAGGGCAACCCCUGGGACGGACCGUGGAAAGGUCGUGCCAAUCACAUCCUCGAUGUGAUCUACUUUUUCCAGAACCUCGGCGAGUUCCUAACUCCAGAACAAAAGCAAGUGGGUGAAACAUUUGCUGAAGACUUUUUCAAAUUCUGCCAUGGAAUUGCCCCGUGGCCAGCUAUUACUCCUGGAACCAUCGACGCUGGGUUUUCGGCACGCAUUUAUGGCCCCAGUCAGAAGGGUACCAUGACUAGUGUUGCGCAACAAGCAUUCGGUGGUGAGACUCUGCGCAGAAGUGUUCUGUAUGAGUGCUCCUCCGUGGUAGCUUUGGACGAUUUGGCCAAAGUUUUUGUGACUUUCCAGUCAAGCUGA
Messenger RNA from Penicillium brasilianum, 1694 nucleotides. The record is from the annotation of a GenBank genome assembly. NCBI's taxonomy places the organism in Eukaryota, Fungi, Ascomycota, Eurotiomycetes, Eurotiales, Aspergillaceae.